Nerophis lumbriciformis (worm pipefish) is the source of this 2451-nucleotide messenger RNA. NCBI's taxonomy places the organism in Eukaryota, Metazoa, Chordata, Actinopteri, Syngnathiformes, Syngnathidae. The record is from RefSeq and is a predicted model, not a curated record.
AUGACAAAGACAAAAGGAUUCCGAGACUGGCGAUGGCUGGCUCUUUUGUGGCAUUUUCUUUUGUGGACUACAGGGGACGCACAAACACGUUACAGCAUCCCAGAGGAGCUUAAACGAGGUUCGGUGGUUGGUAACUUGGGCAAAGAUCUGUCUUUGGGACUAUCUGAGAUAUUUGAGCGCAAACUGCGUGUCGCCUAUGAGGCUGGUAAGCAGUAUUUCAGCGUGGACGCGGGGAGGGGCGAGCUGCUGGUCAACGACAGAAUAGACAGAGAGGCUUUAUGCGGAAAAAGCGCCACCUGCGUGUUGCCUCUGCAAGUGGUGGUUGAAAAUCCUUUGCGGUCGCAUCGCAUUGAAGUAGAAAUUAAGGACAUAAAUGAUAAUUCGCCUCGUUUUCCAACGCAUGAAAUUAGCCUUGAAAUACCUGAAUCAGUUGCAAUCGGUACACGUUUUCCUUUAGAGAGUGCAGAGGACCCCGAUGUGGGUGGUAAUGCAUUGAAAAGUUAUUCUCUAAAUAAAAAUGAAUAUUUUUCAGUAAAAUUUAAAACAGAAAAGAAUGGUCUAACUGCCCCAGAGCUAGUGUUAGAAAAAUCAUUAGACAGGGAAAAAGUGUCUUUUCAUCAUUUAAUAUUAACAUCCCUUGAUGGUGGAAACCCUGUCAAAUCUGGAACAUGUAAAAUUAUAAUACAUGUGCUUGAUAUCAAUGAUAAUGUUCCUAUAUUUGGUGAGAAUGAGUAUGCUCUCUCUUUAAAGGAAAAUAGCACCAAAGGAACGUUUGUAUUGAGCGUAAAGGCGACAGAUGCUGAUGAUGGUGCCAACAGUGAAAUUACAUAUUCUUUUGGGUCUCGCACUCCAGAAACUGUUUUAUCCACUUUUGAUAUUAAUGAACAUACAGGACAAAUUGUUUUGAAGGGUCAAUUGGACUAUGAAACAUCCCCAUCUUAUCUAAUUGACGUAGUUGCAAAAGACAAAGGUGUACCCGAAAUGCAGGGCCACUGUCGCCUGCAGAUUAAUAUAGAAGACAUAAAUGAUAAUGACCCAGAAAUUAUUCUAACUUCUAAACCUAGUCCUGUACGGGAAGAUGCACCUUCUGGCACUGUAGUGGCUUUAAUUAGUGUCAAAGACAUUGACUCUGGUAAUAAUAGCAAAGUAACUUUACAUCUUCCCCGAGGUUCACCUUUCUCCCUGAGGCCAUCGUUCUCCCAAAAUUAUGAACUGGUCACCAGUAGUGGUUUGGACCGAGAGCGGAUGUCUGAGUAUAAUAUUAAAAUUACAGCCACUGACUCGGGCUCGCCCCCUCUCUCUAGUAGGAAAACAAUAACUGUCAGCAUCACUGACGUUAAUGACAACCCUCCUGUAUUCUCUCAGAGCUCUUACAACAUUUACGUAAAAGAGAAUGGAGCAUCAGGCUCCAUAAUGUUCUCCGUGUCUGCGAGCGACCCAGAUAUGGGAGAAAACGCCAAAGUGUCUUACUCCAUCGUGGAGUCUAAAGCUCAUGACGUGUCCGUGUCGUCUUAUGUCUAUGUGAACUCUGAGAACGGCAGUAUCUACAGCAUGCACUCAUUUGACUACGAGAAAGUCAAAGUGUUUGACAUUCUGGUGGAGGCGAAGGACCACGGCUCUCCAUCUCUUAGCGGCAACGCCACCGUCCAUGUUUUCGUACUGGACCAGAACGACAAUACCCCAACCGUCAUCUACCCCUCCCCCCACGCCGCCUCCCACCUGAGGUUGCCCCGCUCUGCCAAGGCAGGUCACCUGCUCACCAAGGUGACUGCUGUGGACGCGGACUCGGGCCACAAUGCAUGGAUUUCUUACAAAGUGGUGGAGGCCACCGAAUCCUCCCUCUUCACGCUAACUUCGUACACGGGGGAGGUGAGGACUAAACGUGCUGUGUCUGAGCACGAUGACGCCUCUCAGAGGCUGAUUGUCGAGGUCAAGGACGACGGAACACCAGUCCGCUCGACCACCGUCACACUGUCCGUUCUGCUGGAGGACAGUGUGAGCGAGCCCAUGUUGGAGCUGAGACACAAGGCAGCGUCCGAAUCCAGCAUGAAAGGUGGCAGAAUCACACUUUAUUUAAUUGUGUCACUGGCCUCGGUGUCUGUACUGUCUCUGAUCACUUUGCUGGUAUUGGCGGUGAAAUGCAUGAGGAGCAGCAUGAGUGGUGCUAGCUGCUGCGUGAGACAGACAGACUGUGAUGAGGACAAGAAGCCCAACAGAAAUCUCCACAUUCAGCUUAACACCGAUGGACCUAUCAAGUACGUGGAGGUUCUGGGAGGAGACGUCAUGUCGCAGAGUCACUCCUUCAGGUCCUGCAUGUCUCCUAUGUCGGAUUACAGUGAUUUCACCCUGGUUAAGCCAAGCAGUACCACUGACUUCAAGGAGGUCAUCAGUGUCCUAGAUGCAUCUUUACCUGACAGUACUUGGACCUUUGAAAGCCAGCAGAUGGCUUGA